AUGCAGCUCGCACCCAAGGAGGUCGACAAGCUCAUCAUUUCGCAGCUUGGCCUGCUCGCACAGCGUCGUCUGGCCCGGGGUGUCAAGCUGAACCACGCCGAAGCCACUGCACUCAUAGCGAACAACCUUCAGGAACUUGUCCGCGAUGGUAGACAUACGGUUGCUGACCUCAUGGCCAUUGGCAAGACCAUGCUGGGUCGCCGCCACGUCCUCCCGUCUGUCGUAAGCUCCCUCAGCGAGCUCCAGAUUGAGGGCACCUUCCCCACUGGCACAUAUCUCGUUACCGUCCACCACCCGAUCAGUACCGAGGAUGGCGAUCUUGAGAAGGCCCUUUACGGCAGCUUCCUGCCCAUUCCUGCCCAGGAUGCAUUCCCCUCGUGGGAUCCGAGCCUGUACGAGCCGAAGAAGCAGCCCGGCGCCGUCAUACCCGUGAAGGGUAGAAUUGUCCUGAACGAGGGAAGGCAGAGGAUCAGGCUGAAGGUCACGAGCAAGGGCGAUAGACCUAUCCAGGUCGGUUCGCACUACCACUUUAUCGAGACGAACCCUUUCUUAGAGUUCGACCGUAUCAGGGCCCACGGGUUCCGCCUCGACAUUCCCGCCGGGACAUCUGUAAGGUUUGAGCCCGGCGACACCAAAACGGUCACGCUUGUCCAGAUCGAUGGCCACCAGGUCAUCAAGGGCGGCAACAACUUGGCUUCUGGCUAUAUCAAGGACUUCUCUAUCGCUGAAGGUCUGGAGGAGCGUCUUAAGGCUGGUGGCUUUCUGCAUGUACCGGAGCCUGCGGGCGAUGCCGCUCACAUUGACAUUGCUUCGAUGGAGCGGCACGCCUACGCAACCAUGUUUGGCCCAACCACCGGCGACCUUGUCCGCUUGGGUGCUACCGACCUUUGGAUCCAAGUCGAGAAGGACUUUACGCAUUACGGCGACGAAUGUUCCUUUGGAGGUGGUAAAUCGCUGCGUGAGGGAAUGGGCCAGGCGGGCGGUCGUGGGGACAGCGAAUCUCUGGACACUGUCAUCACCAAUGCUUUGAUCGUAGAUUGGUCAGGUAUCUACAAGGCUGAUAUCGGUAUCAAGAAUGGCCACAUCGUAGGUAUUGGCAAGGCCGGUAACCCGGAUGUCAUGAAAGGAGUCCAUCCCAAUCUGGUCAUUGGUUCUUGCACGGAUGUUAUUGCAGGCGAAGGGAAGAUCAUAACUGCUGGAGGCUUCGAUACGCACAUUCAUUUUAUCUGCCCGCAACAAGCAUACGAAGCCGUUGCUUCUGGAAUUACAAGUAUGCUUGGUGGAGGAACUGGCCCCAGCACGGGAACGAAUGCUACAACUUGUACGCCCGGCAAGACCCAUAUUCGCCAGAUGCUCCAAGCUUGCGAUGGCCUACCGGUCAAUUACGGCAUUACUGGUAAGGGUAACGAUGCUGAAUUGCUGCCGCUACGGGAGCAAUGCGAAGCUGGUGUAGUCGGUCUGAAGCUUCACGAGGAUUGGGGAAGCACUCCUGCAGCCAUUGAUGCCUGUUUGACCGUGUGUGACGAGUAUGAUGUUCAAACACUGAUCCACACGGACACCCUGAACGAGUCCGGUUUCGUUGAGCAAACCGUUAAGGCGUUCAAGGGGCGUGCCAUUCACACCUAUCACACCGAAGGUGCCGGUGGUGGCCACGCCCCGGAUAUCAUUUCCGUGGUCGAGCUCAACAACGUUCUGCCCAGCAGUACCAACCCCACCCGGCCUUACACGCGCAAUACGCUGGACGAGCAUCUGGACAUGUUGAUGGUCUGCCACCACCUUUCGCGCAACAUCCCCGAGGACGUCGCUUUCGCCGAGUCCCGCAUCCGUGCCGAAACCAUCGCAGCAGAGGACGUCCUACAUGACCUCGGCGCCAUCAGCAUGAUGUCGUCGGACUCUCAAGCCAUGGGCCGGUGCGGCGAGGUGAUAACGCGCACCUGGCACACGGCGCACAAGAACAAGGUGCAGCGCGGGCAGCUGCCCGAGGACCAGGGCACGCGCGCCGACAACUUCCGGGUCAAGCGGUACGUGUCCAAGUACACGAUCAACCCGGCCAUCGCGCAAGGCAUGGGCCACCUGAUCGGCAGCGUCGAGGUGGGCAAGCUGGCCGACCUGGUCGUGUGGGAGCCGGCCUACUUCGGCGUCAAGCCCAAGACGGUCAUCAAGAGCGGCAUGAUCUCGUACGCGCAGAUGGGCGACCCCAACGCCUCCAUCCCCACCAUCGAGCCCAUCUACAUGCGGCCCAUGUUCGCGCCCUUGGUGCCCAGCACCAGCGUCACCUUUGUGAGCCAGGCCUCGAUCGACAACGGCACCGUCGCCGGAUACGGCCUGAAGAAGCGCGUCGAGGCCGUAAAGGGGUGCAGGACGGUGGGGAAGAAGGAUAUGAAGUUCAACGACGUGAUGCCCAAGAUGAAGGUCGACCCGGAGAGGUACACGGUCGAGGCGGAUGGGCAGCUUUGCACGGCGGAGCCGGCGGAGGUGUUGCCGUUGGCGCAGGCGUAUUUUGUGUAUUGA
Molecule: messenger RNA, 2511 nt
Organism: Lasiodiplodia theobromae
Lineage: Eukaryota; Fungi; Ascomycota; Dothideomycetes; Botryosphaeriales; Botryosphaeriaceae
Product: Urease
Exons: 6
Coding region: 1-2511 (836 amino acids)
Biological process (GO): urea catabolic process
Cellular component (GO): urease complex
Molecular function (GO): urease activity; nickel cation binding
Source: RefSeq, a predicted model, not a curated record